Molecule: messenger RNA, 5029 nt
Organism: Cercocebus atys (sooty mangabey)
Lineage: Eukaryota; Metazoa; Chordata; Mammalia; Primates; Cercopithecidae
Product: unconventional myosin-XVB-like
Exons: 39
Coding region: 115-4665 (1516 amino acids)
Cellular component (GO): cytoskeleton
Molecular function (GO): protein binding
Source: RefSeq, a predicted model, not a curated record
AGCCCUCCUUCCUUGCAGGAGCCAUCCCUGCCCAGGCCAGGGCAGCCACUGGUGAAGCCCCUAACCCAGCUGGACGGAGAGAACCCUCAGCAUGCCCUGGACAUCAACAAAGUGAUGCUGCGGCUCCUGGGGGAUGGAUCCGUAGAGUCCUGGCAGAGGCAGACCAUGGGCACAUACCUGGUGCGGCAGGGGCAGUGCCGGCCAGGGCUGCGGAAUGAGCUCUUCAGCCAGCUGGUGGCCCAGCUAUGGCAGAACCCAGACGAACAGCAGAGCCAGCGGGGCUGGGCCCUCAUGGCUGUUCUGCUCAGCGCCUUCCCCCCACUGCCUGUCCUGCAGAAGCCGCUGCUCAAGUUCGUGUCUGACCAGGCCCCCAGGGGCAUGGCAGCGCUGUGCCAGCACAAGCUGCUGGGGGCCUUGGAGCAGUCGCAGUUGGCCCCAGGGGCCACUCGGGCCCACCCUCCAACCCAGCUGGAGUGGAUGGCCGGAUGGCGGCGGGGCCGCAUGGCGCUGGACGUGUUCACCUUCAGCGAGGAGUGCUACUCAGCCGAGGUGGAGUCCUGGACCACGGGCGAGCAGCUGGCUGGGUGGAUCCUGCAGAGCAGAGGCCUGGAGGUGCCUCCCCGGGGCUGGUCCGUGUCACUGCAUUCCAGGGACACAUGGCAGGACUUGGCUGGCUGCGACUUUGUGCUGGACCUAAUCAGCCAGACUGAGGACCUGGGGGACCCAGCUGCUCCCCACAGCUACCCCAUCACUCCUCUUGGCUCAACCGAGGCCAUUCCCCUUGCCCCUGGCAUCCAGGCCCCCUCACUGCCCCCAGGACCCCCUCCAGGUCCAGCCCCAACGCUGCCCAGCAGGGACCACACAGGGGAGGUCCAGAGAUCAGGGAGCCUGGACGGCUUCCUGGACCAGAUCUUCCAGCCAGUGAUGUCCUCCGGCCUCAGUGAUCUGGAACAAAGCUGGGCUCUGAGCAGCCGCAUGAAGGGAGGGGGCGCCGUUGGGCCCACGCAGCAGGGGUACCCCAUGGUGUACCCAGGAAUGAUUCAGAUGCCUGGAUACCAGCCAGGCAUGGUCCCUGCACCCAUGCCCAUGAUGCCAGCAAUGGGCACAGUCCCUGCCAUGCCAGCCAUGGUGGUGCCGCCGCAGCCGCCGCUUCCCAGCCUGGACGCAGGGCAGCUGGCCAUCCAGCAGCAGAACUUCAUCAACCAGCAGGCACUGAUCCUGGCCCAGCAGAUGACAGCUCAGGCCAUGACCCUGUCCCUGGAGCAGCAGACGCAGCAGCGGCAGCGGCAGGCUCGGGCCUCCGAGGCGGCGUCCCAGGCCUCACCCUCAGCCAUCACCUCCAAGCCCAGGAAGCCCCCCACACCCCUGGAGAAGCCACAGCAUGACCUGGAAUCAGAGGGUGGCUGCCUGAGGGAGACCUCCGAGGAGGCUGAAGACAGGCCCUGUCGGCCCAAGAGCUUCCAGCAGAAACGGAACUACUUCCAGAAGAUGGGACAGCCGCAGAUCACAGUGAGGACGAUGAAGCCUCCCGCCAAGGUCCAGAUCCCCCAGGAGGAGGCGCAGGAGGAGGAGGAGGAGGAGCAGGAGGAGCAAGAAGUGGAAACAAGAGCAGUGCCGUCCCCUCCUCCUCCCCCCAUCAUGAAGAAGCCAUUGAAGCAAGGUGGGGCCAAAGCUGCAAAAGAGGCUGAGGCUGAGCCAGUCAAGGAGACAGCGGCCAAGGGCGGUGGCCAAGGGCCAGCCCAAGGUAGGGGGAUCGUGGUGCGCAGCUCAGACCCCAAGCCCAAGCGGCCACAACCCAGCAGGGAAAUUGGCAACAUCAUCCGCAUGUACCAGAGCCGCCCGGGCCCCGUGCCUGUGCCUGUGCAGCCAUCCAGGCCUCCCAAAACUUUCCUGAAGAAAAUUGACCCCAAGGACGAGGCUCUGGCCAAGCUGGGCAUCAACGGUGCCCACUCGUCCCCGCCGAUGCUGUCCUCCAGUCCAGGAAAGGGCCCCCCACCAGCUGUGGCUCCUCGACCCAAGGCCCCACUACAGCUUGGGCCCUCUAGCUCCAUCAAGGAAAAGCAGGGGCCCCUUCUGGACCUGUUUGGCCAGAAGCUGCCCACUGCCCAGACACCCCCACCUCCACCAGCGCCACCACUGCCUCUGCCCGAGGACCCAGGGACCCUUUCAGCCGAGCGUCGUUGCUUGACACAGCCCAUGGAGGACCAGGGCGUUUCCACCCAGCUACUCGCGCCCUCUGGCAGCGUGUGCUUCUCCUACACUGGCAAGCCCUGGAAGUUGUUCCUACGCAAGGAGGUGUUCUACCCACGGGAGAACUUGAGCCAUCCCUACUACCUGCGGCUGCUCUGUGAGCAGAUCCUGCGGGACACCUUCUCCGAGUCCUGUAUCCGGAUUUCCCAGGAUGAGCGACGGAAAAUGAAAGACCUGCUGGGAGACUUGGAGGUGGACCUGGAUUCUCUCACCACCACUGAAGACGGCGUCAAGAAGCGCAUCGUGGUGGCUGCUCGGGACAACUGGGCCAAUUACUUCUCCCGCUUCUUUCCUGUCUCGGGUGAGAGUGGCAGCGACGUGCAGCUGCUAGCCGUGUCCCACCGCGGGCUGCGACUGCUCAAGGUGACCCAAGCCUCCAGCCUCCGCCCACACCAGCUGAAGAUUCUCUGCUCAUACAGCUUCGCAGAGGUGCUGGGUGUGGAGUGCCGGGGCAGCUCCACCCUGCAGCUAUCGUUGAAGAGCGAGCAGCUGGUGUUGCACACAGCCUGGGCAAGGGCCAUCGAGGCGCUGGUUAAGCUGUUCCUCAGUGAGCUUAAGAAGGACUCUGGCUAUGUCAUCGCCCUGCGCAGCUACAUCACUGACAACUGCAGCCUCCUCAGCUUCCACCGUGGGGACCUCAUCAAGCUGCUGCCGGUGGCCACCCUGGAGCCAGGCUGGCAGUUUGGCUCUGCCGGGGGCCGUUCCGGACUCUUUCCUGCGGACAUAGUGCAGCCGGCUGCCGCUCCCGACUUUUCCUUCUCCAAGGAGCAGAGGAGUGGCUGGCACAAGGGUCAGCUGUCCAACGGGGAACUAGGGCUGGCUCGGUGGGACAGGGCCUCAGAGCGCCCUGCCCACCCUUGGAGCCAGGCACACAGUGACGACUCGGAGGCCACCAGCCUGCCCUCCUCUGUGUCCUAUGCCUCUCUGUCCACCGACUCCCACAACUACACCAUGCAGGAAUUCGCCCUGCGUUACUUCCGGAAGUCCCAGGCCUUGCCGGGCCAGACAGAUGGAGGUGCUACAGGGAAGGACACAGACAGCCUGGUGCAGUACACCAAGGCUCCCAUUCAGGAGUCGCUCCUCAGCCUCAGUGAUGACGUGAACAAGCUGGCUGUGGCCAGCUUCCUGGCCCUGAUGCGGUUUAUGGGUGACCAGUCCAAGCCCCGGGGCAGGGAUGAGAUGGAUCUGCUCUAUGAACUGCUAAAGCUGUGCCAGGAGGAGAAGCUGAGGGAUGAGAUUUACUGCCAGGUUAUCAAGCAGGUCACGGGACACCCCCGGCCGGAACACUGCACUCGAGGCUGGAGCUUCCUCAGCCUUCUCACAGGCUGCUUCUCUCCGUCGACCAGGCUGAUGCCCUACCUGACCAAGUUCCUGCAGGAUUCAGGCCCCAGCCAAGAGCUGGCCCGGAGCAGCCAGGAGCACCUCCAGCGCACAGUCAAAUAUGGGGGGCGCCGGUGGAUGCUCCCACCGGGUGAAAUGAAGGCUUUCCUGAAAGGACAAGCCACUCGCCUGCUUCUUAUUCACCUGCCAGGAGGUGUGGAUUAUAGGACGAAUAUCCAUACUUUCACGGUGGCAGCAGAAGUGCAGGAGGAGCUGUGCCAGCAAAUGGGCAUCACAGAGCCUCAGGAAGUGCAGGAAUUCACCCUCUUCCUCAUCAAAGAGAAGGGCAAGCUGGUGCGGCCCCUGCGGCCUGCUGAAUACCUCAACAGUGUGGCAGUGGACCAGGACGUGAGCCUGCACAGCCGGCGGCUCGGCUGGGAGACCCCACUGCACUUCGAUAACUCCAUCUACAUCAGCACCCACUACAGCCAGGUGCUGCGGGACUACCUCCAGGGGAAGCUGCCGGUCAGCGCCAAGGCGGACGCGCAGCUCGCCAGGCUGGCCGCCCUGCAGCACCUCAGCAAGGCCAACGGGAACACUCCCUCAGAGCAGGACCUGCUAGCUUAUGUGCCACAGCAGCUGCAACGGCAGGUGAACAUGGCCUCCAUCAAGAACCUGAUGGGUCAGGAGCUGAGACAGCUGGGAGGACACAGCCCCCAGGAAGCACAGAUCAGCUUCAUUGAGGCCGUGAGCCAGCUGCCCCUCUUCGGCUAUACCGUCUACGUAGCGCUGAGAGUGAGCAUGCAGGCCCUGUCGGGACCCGCUCUCCUGGGGCUCAACCGCCAGCAUCUCAUCCUCAUGGACCCCAGCUCCCAGAAUCUGUACUGUCGCAUUGCCCUGAAGAGCCUGCAGCGGCUCCACCUGCUAAGCCCACUGGAGGAGAAGGGGCCCCCUGGCCUGGAACUCAACUAUGGCUCAGCUGACAACCCCCAGACCAUCUGGUUUGAGCUGCCACAGGCCCAGGAGCUGCUAUACACCACUGUCUUCCUGAUAGACAGCAGUGCCUCUUGCACUGAGUGGCCCAGCGUCAACUGAGAGGAGUGUAGGCCAGGGAGAGACGAGGGUGAGGCCUCCCCUGGCCCAAGUCUCACCCAGGUGGUCUGCCUUGGAUGCUAUCAGAUCACUGUUCCAGAACCUGCCACAGCACAGCCCAGCUGGCCCACAUGCAGGCCAUGAGGCAGGGGCUGCUAUCAUGUCACCAACAGGCAAAGAAAACAGCCAGAGCCCCUCCAGGACGGCCUGGGCCCAAAGAGGGCUGCAGGAACUCGCCUGGGCAAUCUGAGGUUGCCCAGUCUGAGGGAGACGCCCACCGGCCCCAGGCUCCGCCCAGGCCCCACAUUAGCACAAUCCCAGGCAUGGGAGAAACAGCUGCUGAGGAAAUAAAACUCCCCGGAGAAAA